AUGUCUUCGUCGAUUCGUAGCAACGCGAUUUGGCUGUUUCUUUUUCUCUGUGCGACUGUCACGAUUUGCCAGGAUGUCGAACAAACCUCGGAAAUUCCGGAAGAUUCCGAAGAUGAAUCGUCGAUUUGGAUGGAAUACGAAUUCGGGACUGGAGCUGGAAAUAGGGAAGAGCUUAUAGUGACGAAUAUUUCCGUUCGCGAAUACACAAAUGUGCCAAAAACAGCGAGAAAUUGGCAAUUCCUGGAAGUGAACGGCACCGGUUAUUUAUUUCGAAACGAAAGAUCCACCCUUUUCUACAAUAAACUCGAUUUGGACAAGGGUACGAUCGAUGAACUCACGAAAUUGAUCGUGAAAGGCACUAUAUUAAAAUUUAAAGCGAUCGAAAUGAAAUCGAACAUAGUAAUCGUGUUGUGCGUCCAAUUGAACAUCGGAAUCCUGUUAGAAUGUUACACGCUCUUAGAUGGAAAUUCUUUUCGAUAUCUUGGAUCGUUGCCAGUGUUGAAACAUGUGAAAGAUAUGGAGAUUAUCACGAAAUUAUCAGAUAACCAGGACACGUAUAAAAUAUUCGUGUUGAACGAAGAGGAUUUUUUUCUUCAAAUGCAAAAUUCUAUCGAUGUCUAUGGCUUCGACAUUGAUUUCUCAACCAAUGGUUUAAAUUUUUGGUUUUAUUAUUCAACUUACGUGCCAAGAUCGUUCGAUAUCCAGGUGAUCAACAUUUAUGAAACCGUAUCAUUGGUUCUUCGAGGAGAAAACGACGUCUUCCUCUAUGAAUACAGAAAUAUGAUGGAGGGAAAUGACAUUUUGGAGCGACAGACGAUAAAGUCGUAUAAUUUGAAUAAUUUCAUCUGCUUCGAGAGCGGAUACCUCCAGUUUUUGUCGAUCUCCGGUCCAGAGGCGGGUCUUUUUCUCUUCGAAGACGGUGAAUUCCAGUUCAACACAGAGUCUGAGUCCAGUUUCGACGUUUCGGACAUUUCUUGGGUAACGAGCGUACAGUUAGCCACUUACAGAGACGAGUCCAUGUUGUUGGUACAAUUGAAAAACAUGACCGUGUUCGCGUUAGGUUGGCAAGGUUCGAGUUACAAGAAAGUUCAAUUACCCAACAACGAUCUCGAUCGGUUCGAUCUCUCCAUGAUCACACCGAUUCCGAAAUAUGGAUUUAUCGCGGGUAAUCGAGUCGUGAAAUUUGAUACGCAGCUGAAAAGCGUGAAACACCCUCUCCAAUACGAGACCGAGAAACUAGUGAGAUUGCAAAAAUCGUUAAACGAAUUGAUAGAAUACGAGGAAAGGAUUAUCAAUGAAACAAAGGCGCGGCUCAAGGAGAGUAAAAUCGAAAAUCCUGUGAUCACAGGGUUUUGGAAUAUAAGCGGGGUGAACGCAACGAAUGUAAUCAUAUCCGACAACGUGACUUUCGAAUCGAUCACGUUGGGAGAGACUAAGUUGACAAAAGAGGAUUUAAAGUUCGAUGUAAACAAUUUCGAGAUGAAAUUGAGGGAAGCGGAGAGGAAGCUCGAGCAGAUCGAUUCGAGAUUGAACGGCACGGAAUCGAAUGAUUUCGUUUCGAAUCUUCGCUUCGAUUCGGACGUUGAAAUAAACGGAGAUAUUUACGUUAAAGGGAGUUUGUAUACCGAUAAUUUGACUGUAUCCUCGAUCAAUGGGAUAGACGCCACUCUCCCUUCCAACAAUUACACCAUUGAUUUCAAGGAUGUUAAAAAUUUAACGAUUAAUUCGAUAAACGGUAUUCCCGUCGAAAAUAUACGCUUUGGAGAUUCUAUAGUUGAUUACAGUGGCGUGGAUUUCGAUAAAAUAAGUCGAGCGGAGAUUCUCGGAGAUCUUUCCUUUUCAACGAUCAACGGCCUCGAUUGGGAAACACUGAUGAAGAACAUCGUGUGGAAAGACAGAGAUAUGCUCAUUCCUGGAGAAACUGUCAUCGAGGGGACCGUCACGUCGAAUAACGUCGAACUGUCCACGUUGAAUGGCCUUCUGUAUCCGGAACAGUACGUUCUGGAGAACGGUAAUUCUCCUUACGUGACUGUAACCGGUUCGAAAACCUUCGAAUCGUUCGAGGCGUUGGAAUUGGAGAACGCGACCACUUUGAAUGGGAUAGAUUUCGAUGAUUACGUUAUUUUGAGCAAGGAGAACGUUUUGAAUGAGGGAAUCAGCUUCGAAAAUUUGACGGUGACCGAUGAGCUCAUACUGGACUGUGAAAUAGAAGGAUUAAAUAUGGAAGAGAGGCUAUUGCUCAACGAAACUACUAAAAUUUCAUCGGAUAUCUUGUUCUACAAUUUAAACGUUUCGGGUAAUGUGACGUUCGACCGAUUGAUCAUCAAUAACACCGAAGUGGAUUUAGGAGAUCUCCUGUUGAGAACCGACGAAAAUGUCGUGAUAACCGGGACGAAAACAUUUUUAAAGAACGUCGAGAUGAGAUCCAACGUUACCAUUACGUCUGGCAUGAUCAAUGGACAUCACGUGGACGAAUUCGUUACUUUGGACACGGAUCAAGUGUUCCCAAAUUUAAGAAAGAUAUCUGCCAACGUCACUUUCGGAAACGUGACGUUUGGAGCAAUAAAGAAAUUGGAGAAAUUCUUCAGGGAGAACAAUUCCACAGGUUGCUUGAACAGAACUGUUAUAUUCGAGUCUCCUGUCACCGUCGAACAAUUGACCUUCGACAAGUUGAACAAUAACGUUUCCUACGAGUUCUUUACGAGGAAAGUAAACGAAACUUUCGGCAACGCCAGCUUCGAGAAUUUAACGGUGGACACUUUGAUAGCGGACGAAAUAGUUGCGAACACGGUGAACGAUCUCGAUCUCGUUGAUUACGCCAAACAUUUGGAAUCUUCCGACAUCGAAUGCACCAUCGACGAUGCUUUGGAAACGGAUCGUUUGUGCGCGAAAUCUGUGAACGGAAUGCCGGCAGAGGAGAUUGGCCAGUUGAAAGAUCGAUUGUCCGCGAUGCUGGACCACGUGCAGAGUGGAAAUUUGACGUUGAACUCCCUUCGAGUAAUCGGGACGAUUAAAGCGGAUUCGAUCAACGGUGAACGCGUGACGGAUUUGUACAACGAGGAACGAUUCGGCCCGAGGCCUGUAAUCGUCAAGGACGAGGUUUACAUCGACGAUCUGACGAUCCUUGGCCUGAUGAACGGUUACAAUUUCACGGAACGCGUACUCGACACUGUUCAAAAAUCCGACCCGAACAUAGUGAUCGAGGGGCAUAAAACGUUCGACUCGAUCAUUUGCACCGAACUUGAUGCGAAAUACUUGAACGGACGUCCCAUAGAGAAUAUCCUAGAUCCUUAUAAGGAACAGGUGCUCUCAGGUCCCGUGAUCGUAAACGGUACCAUGACCGUUUCCGAAUACUUCGACUCAACUGGAAACAUCAAUGGCGUACCGUAUCGCGAGCUGACAGAUAAAUUCAGAUAUUUGGGGAACAAUUCCUACGAAAUUCGUGGAGACGUCAGAUUCCUCGACGACGUAACCAUCGAGAAUCUGUACGUGAACGGGUCGAUUCAGGGGAUCGAUUUCGACGAUUUUUUGAACACGGUGAUUUAUAAGGACGAGGACAACGUCACGGUUUCCGGGACGAAAAUAUUUGAGGACACGGUCACUUUUAACGACGAGUUCUUCGUUCACGAGAAAUUGAACGACAUAGAUCUGAGAAGAUUCAGGGAGAAGGCCGUCUUCAUCGACGCGCCUUUCUCCGUCAAGUCGAAAAUUAUAUUCAAAGAUGGUAUAAAAGUAGAGAAGAAUAUCGUCGUUAAGAAAUCUCUGGAAGCAAAAUCCAUAAUGGGAAUCGAUAUCGACGAGUUGCGAUCCAACGUGUUGUACCUUAACAGACCUUCUUACGUGGACGCAAACCUCACGUUCACCAAUGUGAUUUUCGAGUCUAACGUUGAAGUGAAGAAGAUCAACGAUGUCGAUAUGGAUUUAUUGAUACCGUUGAAGACCGAUCAAUUUAUACCUGUAAAAGUGUUAAGAGGUUACAAUAUUACAGCGGAGAAUAUUGAGAUUUUAGGAACGGUGAAUGGCGUCGAUUUGCGAGAGAUGCAAGAAAAGACAUUCAUGUUAACAGGGGACCAGAAUAUAACGGGACACUUCACUUUUCACGGUGUCGUUCAUUUUCGAAACGAAUUCAAUCCACGCCUCAUCAAUGGCAUCAAUCCGAACAGAUUCAUACCUCUGAAUACAAAGAGCACCAUAGUCGGCAAUUUUGUAUUCGAAAAACCAGUGAUUCUCAACAAAAGUCUGAGGCUAUUGGGCUAUUUAAAUGGCAUAGAUGUGAAUCGAUGGGAAGCUGUGGCAGUGACAACCGAAAAUUCAGUGCCGCAAUUUAUUUCUGGAAAUUGGACCGUUCUUGGCAACGUCUAUUUCCAAAAUGGAGCUUACGGAAGCGAGAUUUUAAACGGGACGAACGUCACGGAGGUAUCCAGUAUUUUAGCCAAGAAGCACUUGGAAAUGGACGCCAUGUUGGAAGAGAAAAGCGCGAAUCUGGACGCUAUGUGUAAAGAUCUGGCCGAAUUGAAACGCUAUGCGGAGAAUCAAAUUUAUCAGUUCAAUGCGUUCGAUUAUCUGCAAAUCAUCGAGUUCGAUAGCGGUUCGAUUGCCAGUGUCCAUUAUUUCGAAACGAACGACACGGAUCACUUAAUAUUGAGUUGCAACGAUUGUCAAAUGCACGCGUACGCGUUUACCGAGGAAAAAUUUGAAUCGGUGGGAGAUAUGGCCAAUUUUGGUGUGGUCGAAGAAUGGGCGACCUUUGAACGAGACCAGGAAUUAUAUUUCCUUACGUCUGGCCCAAAAUCUUGCGGAAGGAAUCCCGUGAACGUAUGGAGAUUGAAGGACAAUGAGUUUAGGCACGUUUUAGAUCUUGGCCACAACGUGGAAGUUAAGAAAAUAAAUCAGGAUACAUUUUUCACGAUGAUCGAUAAGAAGAAAGAAUUACGAUCGUCUGAAAAGAUGAACGAAGAAUUGAAAAAGUUUCUGUCAUUUUCGGUGGACGAGGAUGACACGAAAAUCGUUUGGGAUGAUGAUCGCAUAUUAACGAUUAACAAGAACGUUGGAAAAGGAUACGACAAUAAUACGAGUUUCGGAAGAAGGGUUAAAGAAAUUUUGAAUUUCAAAGCUGGAUUCUUCGAGAGAGAAAUGUUUUUGUAUUACGAUGAAGAGUUUAGCAAGGAUAGUAUAUUUAUUUUUAACAACGAUACGACGCAGAAAAAGAUGUUUCAAACUGUAACAGCAUACAGGCCAAGCUCCUUCACGAUACUCAAUUUUGAUGGAUUGGUCGAAACAUUGCUCGUCUUCGUUGAAAAUAGGAGAACUCUUCGAAUUUAUGAAUACAAAGGUAUCCAAGGUUUCAUGUACAAAGACAGUAUAAAAAUGAACGUUGAUAAAUUAUUCAGUUUUAAAAUUAGAAAGUAUUCUUAUAUGGCGAAGAGAUACUGUCUAGGCCUGAUCCAUAAAAACAGAUUAACAAUAUUGGAAGCAUUAAUGUACGGCGAAAAAUUAGAUAUGGGGCCGUUAACGUGUUAG
Molecule: messenger RNA, 5520 nt
Organism: Apis laboriosa (Himalayan honeybee)
Lineage: Eukaryota; Metazoa; Arthropoda; Insecta; Hymenoptera; Apidae
Gene: fs(1)N
Exons: 16
Coding region: 1-5520 (1839 amino acids)
Cellular component (GO): cell surface
Molecular function (GO): heparin binding
Source: RefSeq, a predicted model, not a curated record